Molecule: messenger RNA, 1104 nt
Organism: Penicillium oxalicum
Lineage: Eukaryota; Fungi; Ascomycota; Eurotiomycetes; Eurotiales; Aspergillaceae
Product: hydroxyacyl-thioester dehydratase HTD2
Exons: 2
Coding region: 1-1104 (367 amino acids)
Cellular component (GO): mitochondrion
Molecular function (GO): (3R)-hydroxyacyl-[acyl-carrier-protein] dehydratase activity
Source: RefSeq, a predicted model, not a curated record
AUGCGCUCAUAUAUGCUGCCGGCAGCACGUGCAAUGCAUCGAUCCCACGCCUUCAGCACCUCCGCUCGACUCUUCUCCGCAGAUCUGCCCGCCAACACGAUAGCCACAUCAUUCCUCGCCAAGUUCCAGUCCUCUGGUCCUCAAUCACGCACACAACUCCUCGACGCAAACCAAUUGCACCUUUUGGCCAGGACCCUCGGCCGUUCAUCACUUGAUUCGGGCUCAUACUCGCAUGACGAGGGAUCGUCUAAUGUCUCUCCACCACCAUCACUCAGCACCCCUGUGCCUCCCGGUUAUCAUCUGGUCUACUUCACACCUGACUUUGUGGAAAAUGAGCUCGGUGCAGACGGAACAGAUACCUCGUAUAAUCCAGACUCACCUUUUACCCGGCGCAUGUGGGCCGGUGGUGAAGUCCUAUGGCCGCGCAGUGCAGACGGUAACCCGAAUCCCUUACGAGUGGGUCAGAAAGUCCGUGAGACGACGCGGGUACUCAGCGCCGAAGCCAAGACGGUUCGAAAAACAGGGGAGGAGAUGAUUGUUGUUGGGGUGGAGAAGGAAUUUUCAAACGAGCAUGGAGUGGCAGUGUUGGAUCGAAGAAACUGGAUCUUUCGAAAAGCUCUCCCCCCACCAUCCUCGCCCGCACCAUCGGUUUCAUCUUCCAUGAGCCCGUCAACCUCGCAUCUAACUCGAGCCUCGGCAUCACCCAUCUCCUCCAACGGCAACUUCCAUUCAAGGACCUUCGUCCAGUCCCCCGUGACACUGUUCCGCUUUUCUGCACUAACCUUCAAUCCACACAAGAUCCACUACUCGCUGCCCUGGGCCCGAGAUGUAGAGGGACACAAGGAUAUCGUUGUCCACGGACCACUGAAUUUGAUCCUGAUGCUAGAUCUGUGGCGGGACGUGCAGAGUCGAAAGGCAGAUGCUGCUGCUGCUGCUGCAGGACAGGGGGGGCCUGUUCCGAAAAGUAUUUCCUAUCGAGCAACUAGCCCAUUAUAUGCUGGCGAUGAGUAUCAGGUUAUCAUGCAGGAUGGAUCGGAUGCUGCUCAGUUGCAGAUUUUGGGACCUGGAGGGGUUGUUGCUAUGAAGGCUGAGAUUAGGGGUUGA